Molecule: messenger RNA, 4104 nt
Organism: Cotesia glomerata
Lineage: Eukaryota; Metazoa; Arthropoda; Insecta; Hymenoptera; Braconidae
Gene: HnRNP-K
Product: heterogeneous nuclear ribonucleoprotein K
Exons: 13
Coding region: 422-1774 (450 amino acids)
Biological process (GO): regulation of transcription by RNA polymerase II; regulation of mRNA splicing, via spliceosome
Cellular component (GO): cytoplasm; nucleus
Molecular function (GO): mRNA binding
Source: RefSeq, a predicted model, not a curated record
CACAAACGGGCCGCGGAUCACGCCAAGUGAACAACUCGAGUUCAGCUAAAGUACUUACUUUCUCACUUUACGCUAGUCCUUAUAUAUAUAUAUAUAUACUCCCUUCUGCUGUUCUUCUUCUUGUACCUUACUUGUACAAGAUUGAUUCUGAGGACUCAGCACUGGUUACCUCGCGUAAUAAACUUUCUUCUUGAGUAAAAUUAGCUGAAAACACGCGUGAUACUGUCGAGGUGGAGGAGAAGUUGUCUGCUCGAAAGAAAAAGAAAACAAUUACCGAAGAUUUUAAAAAUAAGAAUAGAAUCAACAAACCGACGAGAGUGGAGUAGAGGUUAUCCUUCGACUCGAAAAUUACACUUCCUUCCGAGUUGGGUUUGUAGUCCAUCCCGGAGGUUAGAGAAACGCAAGCACCAUUACUGACAUAAUGAAGAGGGAGGCAGACGCGAUGGGCGGUCAAGGGGGUCCGAUGACCCCUCACAAACGUUACCGUCAAGGAGAUGACGAGCUACGGCUCCUUAUUCCAAGCAAGGUUGCUGGCUCUAUAAUUGGAAAGGGCGGACAGAAUAUCACGAAACUCCGUAGUCAGUACAAAGCCUCAAUCAUUGUACCCGAUUGCCCCGGACCCGAACGAGUCCUGACUAUCAGUUCGGAUUUGGAUACAGUGCUCCAGGUUCUUAAUAAAGUUGUGCCCAAUCUUGAGGAGAAUGGAACUAAACACGGAAGUGAUGAAAUCGAUAUUCGUAUGCUUGUCCAUCAAAGCCAGGCGGGUUGUGUCAUCGGGAAAGGUGGACUCAAGAUAAAAGAGCUUCGUGAGAAAACUGGCGCGAGGAUCAAGAUUUACUCAAACUGUUGUCCCCACAGCACUGAUCGUGUCAUCAGCAUUUGCGGAAAGUCUGCAACAUGUAUGGAUUGUAUCAGAGAAUUGGUUGCCACCAUAAAAACUUCACCGUUGAAGGGUAUAAAUAACCCGUACGAUCCGCACAACUAUGAUGAUUACUAUGCCGACGAGUAUGGUGGUUAUGGAAAUGGAGACGGUCAAGGUAAAUCUGGAUUUCCAGGCGGACGUGGAGGAGGUGGCGGCGGCGGCGGCGGCGGCGGUGGUGGUGGUGGCGGCGGCGGGGGUGGUGGUGGUGGAAUGCCACCCCGUCGUGAUAACCGAGGCGGCGGCCCACCAGAUAUGAAUCGCGGAUUCGUUCCACCACCCCGCGGAGGACCUCGCGGAGGCGGGGGUAGUAUGUCCGGACCACCCGAUCGCGGAUACGGCGGUAACGCUCGAGGUGGAGGUUACGAAGGCGGUAGAGGAGGUGGAGGUGGAGGUGGCGGCUACGGCGGAAACCGGGGUGGCCCACCGUCUUUCGGUGGAGGAAAUUACAACGAUAACGGAUGGGGAAUGCAAGGAAACGCUCCCAACGGACUCGGUGGAGGCGGUGGCGGUGGUGGUGGUGGUGGCAGUGGCGGCGGCGGCGGCGGCGGUGGUAACUCUGGUAUGGGUGGCCCUUCGAUGGGCGGAAAUAACCAGGGUAACCAAGGUAAUAUGGGUGGAAAUAAAACCAGUACCCAGGUUACCAUUCCAAAAGAUCUUGCAGGAGCUAUAAUUGGAAAAGGUGGUGCGCGAAUCAGAAAAAUACGAUCAGACAGUGGAGCUUCCAUCACAAUAGAUUUACCAUUACCCGGUAGCAAUGAUCGUAUAAUAACAAUAUCUGGAUUACCAAAUCAAAUACAGAUGGCCCAGUAUUUGCUGCAACAAAGCGUACAAGACAACGCAGAUCACUAUUAAAUUUCACGGACUGAUACGCUAACGGGGAGCCAAAGAUGCGUCUGAAACAUUAUUUCUUUCGUCUUUUUUUUCUUAUUAAAAAUCCAUCACCAUCAACACAACAUUAUUAAUAAUUACUAAAUAAAAACAUUGAUACAAUAACGUAGAAAAUACAUUAAUAAACAUAUUUCCAGUACACAAUAACUGUACAUUGUGUAAUAAUAUGAUUCGGAGUAAAUUAUACGAUAACAAUCAACCGCAAGUGGAACAGUAAAUUAAGUCAAUUAAUUAAGUACCACAAUAAAAUGCGAUAAAGUGUAAUUUUUUCACGUAGAUAUUUUUCAAAUAAUUAUUUUCUCUAUAUUCAAAAUCAAUCUGUAGAGUAUUUAAUCUAAUAUCUUAAAAAUUUUAUUAGAGCACUUAAAAACAACAAUAAUAGUAAAAGAAAAUAAUUAUCUACAACAACUCAUUACAAUUAUAUUUUUCUCCGAAGACUAAAAAUAAGUUAUACUUGGUAAUUUCUUUUUUAUAAACCUUUAUCGUUUGACUAAAGCCGACAUUGAGUUACAACAUUUUUUUAAUGUACAUUUUUUUUUUGGAAUUAUCUGUUUAACGAUUAAUGUAAAUAAGUAAUACCUUUAUUCUAUAAAAUAAUAUAGAAUUUACAAUUGUUUCAUUACUAUUAUUAUAAUCAUUAUUAUUAUUACUAUCAUUAUCAUUAUAACAUUUAUUGAUCAUAUUUUUCCUUGUAAUAACAUUUUUUUUUUAUUAACGACAGUCUUAAGGCUGAUUUGAGCACCGUUAAACAGUACGAACUCUUGAAGUUUGUCAUAAUAAUAAUAAUAAUAAAAAAUAAUAAUAUUAACAAUAACCUUACACAAAUAUAAGUGUACUAAGAAAUCCAACAAAAAUCAAAAAAUAAAUCGCUAAUUGUCAUUUGAAAUGGCCUAAUAGUUUUGAUUCGUCGAUUCACCGAAAUAAUUAAUGAAAUUAUUAACUUUAUACUAUUUACAACUGCAAUUCUUCUCUAAAUUUUCUUACAUCCAUAGUGUUAGUUAACGUAACAAAAAAAUAAAAUAGUCACCAUGCUUAUGGAGAAAAAUCAUGUAUAUACUUAACAUUUUUUCUCCAACUAUAGCUAUCAAAUUUUUCAAACAUCAAGUUAACAAUUUUUACAAUAAAUCUUUAGAUAAAAAUCUAGAAACUAUUCAUUUUGAAUUACAUUUUUUUUUUUUUUUUUUUUUUUUUAUUUCUUUAGUAGAUUUUUGACUUCAGCAGGCGCUUUGUUAUUAUCAAUUAUAACAACGAUAGUUAUUAUGAUUAUUAUUACAAUAUAUAACAUUUAAAUAUAUAUAUAUAUAUAUAUAUAUAUAUAUAUAUAUAUAUAUAUAUAUAAUGUUGAUAUUAAGAAACAAAUCAUCCAUUGUCGAAACUUAAGAGAUCAGAUGUAGGUCGGAAAAUUUAAAUAAAAUCGUUACAGAGAUGAUUAUCAGUUAAUAAUGUUUAUUAAAAAACUCUAAACACUCUGAUCUCUUGAAGUCUUUCAGAGUAGAAUUAUGUGGUAAUUAAAAAUUUUUUUGUGUCUUACGGAUUUAGUACGACUUUAAAUCAAAAUAGAGAAUAAACAAAGCAUAUUAAUAAAUAAACAAAAUAAAUCUUUAUUAUUAAUUAACACAACUAUUGUUGACUGCAUUCUGUAAAUUCAGCUGGUAUUGUUUACCCUCAGGAAUAAAAAAAAAGGGCAUUUGUAUGAAAAAUCAAUGGCUGAAUAUAUCGAAGAAGUAAAUAAAAUAAAUACUUGUAUCAUCGUAUACUGAAUCACCGAAAUUAUUCUCUUUAGUAGUGCUUAGCUAAUAAGUCGUACAUAAUCGAUAAAAAUUUAUUCAAACGCAUCUAUCGGUCAAUUGACUCGUGCAUUUUGUCUAUUAAUUAUUUUUUUAAUUAUUAACUAUAAUUAUUAUUCUCAUUUAUUGAAAGUAAUUGAUGUAAACACGUAAUUAAGUGUUAUAAGUUAAUAUGAGAAACCCAUAAACAUAAAACGUGUGAAUGAGUUUGUAAACAAUGUAAAAAUAUUCGUACAAUUAUUUGUGAGUGUAAUUUAAAAGUUUAAACAAGUUUAAUAAAAUAAGUUGACUUAUAAUUUAUGAUUAUAAUAUUAAUAAUAAUGGUAAUAUUAAUCCAUAAAAUCAAUACUAAAUAUUAACGAUUAUAAUAAAUUGGGCUAAAAAAGUAAAUAAUAAAAACACUUGCAGAUGUUGUACGUUUACUUUUAAAUGUAUUAUUUGUAACGAUUAAUUAUUUGUCAAGAAUAAAGUCUUAGUACAAAAAAUGUAAAAAAAAAAAAUACAAAA